Euleptes europaea (tarantolino) is the source of this 1502-nucleotide messenger RNA. RefSeq names its product adrenoceptor alpha 2A (gene ADRA2A). Gene Ontology annotation, cellular component: membrane. Gene Ontology annotation, molecular function: alpha2-adrenergic receptor activity. NCBI's taxonomy places the organism in Eukaryota, Metazoa, Chordata, Lepidosauria, Squamata, Sphaerodactylidae. The transcript has a single exon. Gene Ontology annotation, biological process: platelet activation; adenylate cyclase-activating adrenergic receptor signaling pathway; regulation of vasoconstriction. The coding region runs from base 1 to 1353 and encodes 450 amino acids. The record is from RefSeq and is a predicted model, not a curated record.
AUGUUUCGCCUCCAGAGCCCGUCCGCCGAGCGCGGGGGGCUCUUCCCUUCCCUGGCGCAGGAGGACGGCCCCCUCCGGCCCAUGGACGGCAACGGGAGCCUCAACGGGAGCGAGGUCGGCCCCCCAGGGGGCCCGCCCUACCCCCUGCACACCACCUCGGCCCUCAUCGUCCUGGCCACCCUGCUCAUGCUCGUCACCAUCUUCGGCAACGUCCUGGUCAUCAUCGCCGUCCUCACCAGCCGGGCCCUCAAGGCCCCCCAGAACCUUUUCCUGGUCUCCUUGGCCUCGGCCGACAUCUUGGUGGCCACCCUGGUCAUCCCCUUCUCUCUCGCCAACGAGGUGAUGGGCCAUUGGUACUUUGGCAAAGUGUGGUGCGAGAUCUACACCGCCUUGGACGUGCUCUUUUGCACCUCUUCCAUCGUGCAUCUCUGCGCCAUCAGCCUGGACCGUUACUGGUCCAUCACUCAGGCCAUCGAGUACAACCUCAAGCGCACCCCCCGCCGCAUCAAAAGCAUCAUCUUCCUUGUCUGGGUCAUCUCGGCCGUGAUCUCCUUCCCACCCCUCAUCUCCAUCAUGAAGCAGGGCGAGCCGGACAGUUCGGUCCAUCAAGAGACGGACUCAAAGCCAGAGAGCAAGAUGCCGACCUGCAGCAUCAACAGGGAGACCUGGUACAUCAUCUCUUCCAGCAUUGGUUCGUUUUUCGCUCCCUGCCUUAUCAUGAUCCUGGUUUAUGUCCGUAUCUACCAGAUUGCAAAGAGGAGGACUCGUGUGCCUCCCAGCAAGAGAGGGGAGAAUACAGAGAGCAAGCAGAACGGGCUGGCAGAUAAGGAAGAUGUUCCUGCGAUGACCAAACUUAAUGGGGAGAAGGGAGCCGUGGCGGGAGGAAGCCAGGAAAGGGAAGAAGUCAAUGGCAUUGAUAUGGAGGACACCUCUUCCUCAGACCACCAUGAGGACCAUCAGUCCCGGAAGCAGGAGAAGGCACAGAGAGGAAAGGGUAAAACCAAGCUAAGCCAGAUUAAGCCCGGGGACAGCUUGCCUACGAGAGUGGAGGAGGAGAGAAAUGCCAAGGCUUCCCGAUGGAGGGGCAGGCAGAACCGAGAGAAACGCUUCACCUUUGUGUUGGCAGUAGUGAUUGGGGUGUUUGUGGUUUGCUGGUUCCCUUUCUUCUUCACCUACACCUUGACUGCUGUUUGCAAGAGCUGCUAUGUGCCUGACACCCUCUUCAAAUUCUUCUUCUGGUUUGGUUAUUGCAACAGUUCCCUGAACCCUGUCAUCUACACGAUCUUCAACCAUGACUUCAGGAGGGCCUUCAAAAAGAUUCUCUGCAAAGUGGACCGGAAACGGAUUGUGUGAGAGCCUAAGUUAAUUUGCAAGGGUGUUCUCCCCUCCCCCUUCCAGAGUGGCUCUGCUCUGACUGGUUUUGGAUGGCGUCUUAGCCGAUUUCUGAGCUCAGACUCUUCAGAGACUUCAGGUGAGAUGAAGUGAUUAAAACAGUAGCACGC